This is a messenger RNA of Nematocida parisii ERTm1, 238 nucleotides long. RefSeq lists its product as uncharacterized. The record is from RefSeq and is a predicted model, not a curated record. The coding region runs from base 1 to 231 and encodes 76 amino acids. NCBI's taxonomy places the organism in Eukaryota, Fungi, Microsporidia. The transcript has a single exon.
AUGUCAAUUGCUAUUAAAAUACCAAAGACUCUUAAAAAAGGAAAUAUAACCAUUAUAAAGUAUAAAGAUGGAAGGAUCCUUCUUAAAUCAGAUACUGCAUCAUAUAAAGUAAUGGAAUUCCCUUUGGAAUUUCCUAAAUAUGUAAUAAAUAAAGAUGGUAAAACACUCUCAAAAAUCCGUAACAGAGGAAUAAUAAAACGGUCUAUAAAUGAGAAAUCCUUUGGUCAUUAAAAGUACC